UUUCCCUUAUCAGUUUAUCACCAUCACACCGCAUUUAUUAGCAUCCUUUACUUCGAAAAGUUUUCAAUUUCUAAUUUCCUAACUAAAGAAAGAAAUAACUGGUGUAUUUUUUGCUCAACAGUAUUAAUUAUACGUUAUCAUGUACCUCUGAGAAUGAAUCAAAUCCGCAUCCAUAAUCAUGGCAGAGUCAAACAGCAAUAAAAAAUCGAGUAAAAUAGAACUAAAGUCCAAGACUUUGCAGUGUAAAAAUCUUCACGAAUACAUGAAAACUUUAUCCUCUACGGUCCUAGAUCAGUUAUAUGUUCAUCCUAUAACAUGUUUAGCCGUUUACCGAGAACUAUCAGAGAUAGCCAAACACUAUCUUAUACGGAUAUUAUUCGUUGACCAACCGGUUCCUCAGGCUGUGAUUGAAUCCUGGCUCUCUAAAGCUUAUGCCAAAGAACACAAAGAAGCUGUAGAAGCGCUGACGGAAUUGAAAAUAUGGAAAGAGUCAUCGGCCACUGGUGGUUUAGCUGUCUGGGAAUUGAACCCAAUAUUCAAAAAACACGUCAGAGUAGCGUUAUUAGGAGGGGGUAAAAGUUUGUUCAUGUCAUCUCAUUUAGAAGCGGAUACAAAACCCAGAGAUAUUGCUUUUUUAGACGCUUAUGCGAUGGAACGUUGGGAAUGUGUUUUACAUUAUAUGGUCGGUUCUCAUCAACAAGAAGGAAUAUCUGCAGAUGCGGUACGAAAUCUAUUACAUGCCGGAUUAAUGAGAUGCGAUAACGAUGGCAGUGCUAUAAUUACUCGCGAAGGGUUUCAAUUUUUAUUAAUGGAUACUGCUGCUCAAGUGUGGUAUUUCAUUCUUCAAUAUUUAAGCACGGUAGAAGAAAAGGGAUUAAAUCUAUCGCAUUGUCUCAAUUUCUUAUUCCAGUUGCGAUUCAGUAUUUUAGGAAAAGAUUAUAGUACAGAAGGUAUGAGCGAAGGACUUUUAGUGUUUUUGCAACAUCUUCGUGAAUUUGGUCUGGUGUAUCAGAGAAAGAGGAAAGCUGGUCGUUUCUAUCCUACUCGAUUGGUGUUGAAUAUGGCCUCUGGACAAAAUCAGGCUGAAAACGUUAUAAGAGAAGGUUACAUUGUUGUUGAGACGAAUUACAGAGUUUACGCAUACACAGAUUCUAAUUUAAAAGUAGCUUUAGUCGGAUUGUUCACCAAUCUCAUUUAUAGGUUCCCAAACGUAACCGUCGGUGUACUUACUCGUGAUUCUAUUCGAACCGCCUUACGAAGCGGUAUCACAGCUGAUCAAAUUGUCGGAUUUUUACGAAUGCACGCUCAUCCAAAAAUGCUCCAUCCUGGUACUCCAAUUCUACCUCCUACGGUUGUCGACCAAAUCUAUCUAUGGGAACAAGAAAGAAACAGAUUUAUAUUCUCCGAAGGAGUACUGUAUUCUCAAUUCAUGUCCCAAAGUGAUUUCGAAACGCUUAGAGAUUAUGCUCAAGAUCUCGGAGUACUCGUAUGGCAAAAUGAAAGAAAAAGAACCAUGGUUGUUACAAAAUCUAGUCAUGAUGAUGUGAAAAAAUUCUGGAAAAGGCAAAACAGAAGCAAUUCUUGAUUCAGGUGGGACGUGGGUAAAUUCAGCUCCUAGAGUUCAAAUUAUUCAUCGUCAAGAUCUUACGAUGGUGGAUACAAAGUUGAGAAAACACGUCCAAAUUCAUUGGAAAAACGCAAUAAUGCUAUAAUAAAUACGCUUAGAGCGAAUGAAACGUGAAUUUGUCUAGAUUUAAUAAGCGUACGAUUAAAAAUCAUAGAAUAUGUAUGUCAUUAGAUUUUGAAUGGUUUAUAUCAUCGAAUUAUAGCUCCAUAUUCUUACUUUUGUAUCCGGUAAAUACGUAUAAAAAUUAAACUGAAAUUUAACGUUUUCGCAAAGUAAACAUAAUAUAUUUUUUUAAACAUUGUAAUUAAUUACUAAAUGAUUCUCAUUGUUUUUCAUGUCAUUUUUUUUUACUUCUGUGCCUUGUAUGUAUUGAUUAUUUAUUUUGGAAUUUGCCAAUUUCAUUAUUUCGACAUUUGUUAUAAAAUGUGUAUUGUGUAAUAAACGAUAAAUUUCUAGUGA
Planococcus citri (citrus mealybug) is the source of this 2086-nucleotide messenger RNA. It is a transcript of the gene mrn, whose product is annotated as general transcription factor IIH subunit 4 marionette. Gene Ontology annotation, cellular component: transcription factor TFIIH holo complex; transcription factor TFIIH core complex. NCBI's taxonomy places the organism in Eukaryota, Metazoa, Arthropoda, Insecta, Hemiptera, Pseudococcidae. The record is from RefSeq and is a predicted model, not a curated record. The coding region runs from base 179 to 1585 and encodes 468 amino acids. The transcript is spliced from 9 exons. Gene Ontology annotation, molecular function: ATPase activator activity; double-stranded DNA binding. Gene Ontology annotation, biological process: nucleotide-excision repair.